This is a messenger RNA of Saxophila tyrrhenica, 1935 nucleotides long. RefSeq lists its product as uncharacterized. The transcript has 2 exons. Lineage: Eukaryota; Fungi; Ascomycota; Dothideomycetes; Mycosphaerellales; Extremaceae. The record is from RefSeq and is a predicted model, not a curated record. Bases 1 to 1935 code for a protein of 644 amino acids.
AUGAGCGACAACAAGAACAAGGACAGCAGCAGGAACGGCGUCAAGAACGGCAGCCCGAUCGGCCCCGCGAGCAGCAACACGCAGCCGCCCGAGACGCCAACCGCGACCGAGACCGAGAACGCGCCCAGCACCGAGAACGAGACCGAGACCCCGUCCACGACCCAGACCCCGGCCAAGCCCAAGACGUCGGCCCUGGACAAGAUGAAGCAGAAGAACGAGGCCAGCGGCGGGAAGGUGGUCAUGGACAAGAUGGAGAGGAUGAACUUGUUCGACUCCACGAAGGCGUCUGAGGUCAAGACCAAGGGCGCGUACGAGAAGGGGACCAUCAAGAUGCAGGAGGGCGGGAUGAUGAUCGCCGGCAGGAACGUGGGCGCGGAGCAGAGCGAGCCCGACUGGAGCGAGGAGCAGAAGGCCUUCAUCGAGAAGAUGGUCACAACCAAGCUCCCGAUCAACGACGUGACCGACAGCAGGAGGAGCGUCAUGGACAGGGAGAUGAAGUACGUCGCGAGGGACGACAACGGUACGAUCGUGCCCACGGAGGAGGGCUACGUCUCGGCCCUGGACACGUCCGCGUACUGCAUCGGGGUCGGGCCCUACAAGUACGACGUGACCGGCGGCGCGAGGCACUACUCGGAUGCGGUCGUGGCCGGGAUCGGGGGCGACUGGAUGCUCAACCAGUGGACCUCGGAGUGGGUCGUGAUCGAGGGCGUGGCCCCGGAUGUGUUCAUGAAGCAGCACAGGGUCGGGUCCGCCACCCAGAACAACCGCAGGAUCGGCGUCAACUUCGCGCGCAUCGGCCUGCCCAAGCUCGCCUUCGGGCCCCUGUUCAACUCCUUGAGCGAGAACUACCCCGGCGUCAUGGGCCAGAUCGUGCAGACACCCGGCUACUACUGGACGAACGCAUCCUGGGGCGUGUCCUCGUUCGCGGCCACGUUCUCGUACAUGGAUGGGGACGGCCAGUUCAGGAAGACGAGCAACCUGAGCGACGUGAUGAGGAUGUUGGGCGGCAAGUCGUCCUUGUCCCUGGCUACGGUGGCGAUCUCGAUCACGUGCCCGUCCAAGUCGGAGGGCGACAGGCAGGUCCCGGACAAGAGCACGCACGGGCUCAGCAUCAAGCUCCACAACGCGUUCGGCGUCUCGGUCGUGGACUACCACGGACCCCCGCAGCAGGGCGCGACUGGCAUGAUGAUCCCGAAGAGGUUCAUCCAGAACGCCAAGUCCAUGAGCGGGUCCGCGGCCGGCGGCACAGGCAUGGGCAUCUUCGCGAGGCCGAACACGGGUACGGGCGCGGGCAAGAACCUCUUCGGCAGCGGGUCCCAGGCCGUGCCCUCGGUCAAGAGCGACGACAACAGCACCGACAUGAGCCAGAACGAGCCGCUGACCGAGACCAACACCAGGAGCAGGUCCUGGAAGAGGGUCAAGGAGUGGAUCAUGAAGAACAACGGCAAGACGACCAAGGCGUCGACGAAGGUCUCGACCAUCACCAACAUCAUGCACGACAACGACGUCCUGGUGGUGGUGUGCCCCAGCUGCACGACCGCGAGGGCGGCCACGAGGACCGAGUUCGCCUUGGGCAAGUUCCUCAACAUGUUCACGAACCCGAACCUGGGCACGAUGACUGCCUUGAUGGUGUCUUCGUACUGCGACCUGGUUCACAACAGGUGCUCGCACGAGUCCAAGAGAAGCAUCGCGGCGCUGGACAUGAGCACGGCUUGGUUCGCGAGCGGGGUGCCGUACGAGAUGAUGGACCAGAUUUUGGGCGAGGUUGUGGUUGUACCCUCGAACGAGACGAAGGACGAGAUUGUGUUCUUGAGUUCGAACGAGACCGUGGCGCUGUGCAGGAGCAUGCACAGGGUGCCGCUCAAGAUCGGACCCGAGGACGCCACGUGGCCCAAGGACGACGACUGCUGGACGGACAUGAACUGGGCCCCGUAG